Cynoglossus semilaevis (tongue sole) is the source of this 2305-nucleotide messenger RNA. RefSeq names its product fizzy/cell division cycle 20 related 1b (gene fzr1b). Gene Ontology annotation, biological process: positive regulation of ubiquitin protein ligase activity; positive regulation of anaphase-promoting complex-dependent catabolic process; anaphase-promoting complex-dependent catabolic process. The record is from RefSeq and is a predicted model, not a curated record. The coding region runs from base 335 to 1798 and encodes 487 amino acids. Gene Ontology annotation, cellular component: anaphase-promoting complex. Gene Ontology annotation, molecular function: anaphase-promoting complex binding; ubiquitin ligase activator activity; protein binding. The transcript is spliced from 14 exons. NCBI's taxonomy places the organism in Eukaryota, Metazoa, Chordata, Actinopteri, Pleuronectiformes, Cynoglossidae.
AGCAAUGCUCUGACAGGGGCCUCGGAAUUUCUGCUACAGCUGAUUUCGGUCGCCAUCUUUAUCUUGAACAUAAACAACAGCAAAAGGGCUCGCUUCGGCGUUUGCAUGACACCGUGGCCUCUUUUCAAGGCAGCGACGUCUGCUUCCACCACCGCAGCGAGGACUCUCCCUUGUCCCGAGAUGGCGGCGCCUGUGGGGACCUAAGUCACCGUGUCAGUCGAGAUGGGGCUGUUCUCCAGUUUUGUGCCUCACGGGGAGAGAGCGUAUUUGUAAGGGGGCGGGGGCGAGGAGGGGGAGUAGUACACGGUCCUUGCUGCAGGUCGUCUCUGGGGACAUGGACCAGGACUACGAGAGGAGGCUGCUGAGGCAGAUAAACCAUCAGAACCUGCCCACAGAAGUCCGUCUGUCGAAGUGUGUCAGUGCCACCUGCAGUCCUGUCAGUGUCAAGUCAGGAGACCGCUACAUUCCCACCAGAGCUGGAAGCAACUGGAGUGUCAACUUCCACUACGCCAACGAAAACUGUCGUUCUCCCAGUCAGAACCACAAAGCUAAGGAUGCUAGCUCAGACUCCAGCAAAGACACCGUUGCGUAUGCUGCACUGUUAAGGAAUGAGCUGCUGGGAGCAGGGAUAGAAACAGUACCGGACGCUCACGUCGACGACCGGCGGCAUGCAGUCCUUUCUCAAGACUCGCAAAGUCUUUUUAGGUAUACCGUCCACACUAAGAGAUUGCCUUUUGAUAGUGAUAAUGAAGUCUCUCCGUACUCCCUUUCCCCACUUAGCAACAAGAGUCACAAGCUGCUCCGAUCUCCUCGGAAACCAGCCAGAAAGAUCUCCAAGAUCCCGUUCAAGGUCCUGGACGCCCCUGAGCUGCAGGACGAUUUUUACCUCAACCUGGUAGACUGGUCGGCGGGAAACCUGCUCAGCGUCGGUCUGGGAGCCUGUGUCUACCUGUGGAGCGCGUGCACGAGCCAGGUGACAAGGUUGUGUGACCUCUCGGUGGACGGAGACUCCGUGACGUCGGUGUGUUGGAACGAGAGGGGAAGUUUGGUGGCUGUCGGAACGCACAAGGGCUACGUCCAGAUCUGGGACGCGGCUGGAGGGAGGAAGCUGACCAGUCUGGAGGGUCACUCGGCACGUGUAGGUGCCUUGGCCUGGAACGGGGAGCAGCUGUCGUCUGGAAGUCGGGACAGAGUGAUCCUCCAGCGGGACAUUAGGACGCCCCCUACAGGUGAGAGGAGGUUGCAAGGUCACAGGCAAGAAGUAUGUGGUCUCAAAUGGUCGCCUGACCACCAGCACCUCGCAUCUGGAGGCAACGACAACAAGUUACUGGUAUGGAACAGUUCCAGUCUGUUACCUGUGCAGCAGUACAGCGAUCAUCUGGCAGCAGUGAAGGCCAUCGCCUGGUCUCCUCACCAGCACGGGCUGCUGGCCUCGGGAGGAGGCACCGCUGACCGAUGCCUACGCUUCUGGAACACACUUACUGGUCAGGCUCUGCAGAGUACCGACACUGGCUCCCAGGUCUGCAACCUGGCCUGGUCCAAACACGCCAAUGAACUGGUGAGCACUCACGGAUACUCCCAGAACCAGAUCCUUGUGUGGAAAUAUCCGUCACUAACACAGGUGGCCAAGUUGACAGGUCACUCGUACCGGGUGCUGUAUCUGGCGGUGUCACCUGACGGAGAAGCCAUUGUCACGGGAGCAGGUGACGAGACCCUGAGGUUCUGGAAUGUGUUCAGUAAAACGCGCUGCACCAAGGAAUCGAAGUCCGUGCUGAACCUCUUCACCAGAAUACGAUAGUGAACGGAUAUCUGCCAUAACAGCAUCAACAACAGGAACGACCACCAGACCGAUCUCCACCCGCAGCCAUUUUUUUUUUCUACUUCGACUCGCACCUGUCUUUCGUCGUGAGGUCACUUGUCUAAAAUUAUAAAUAGUAAUAAUAAUAAUAUCGAUACCAAGCAGACUAUUGUCAGGACAUAUGUAAAAUGUGUUAAGUGGUUUCUCUUCCGUUGUGUAAUAAAAAAAUGUUUUAUUAAAUAUUAGCAAAUAGUAUACAUACAUGUAUGAAAGUUCUACUCUGUAUCAUGUACAAACAGACAAACAAACAAACACGUGUUUAGGAAUGACCUCUGUAUUGUUUCAGAGAGUAAAAAAAAAAAACAACAGAACUUUUACGAUGCUUUGGUGGGGAGGGUUUCUAUAUUUUGAUAAUGCGUUAAAAAAAACAAAAGAUUUACAGUGGUAAACAUCCGAAGAACAAUAAAUGUGUGAACACAGAGAGCUGCUCAUGCAGCUGGAAAUAAA